GGCAAGCGUGUUUCAGGUGGCCCCAACUCAAUCCACUUUGCGGCUUCUUGCUCGUGUGGACCGACACAGUUCUGCUUUGGCCGCGCAGCGCGCCGCACCGAAAGCACACUUCACACUUGUCCGAUGUGAUUCGUGCCAGUGUGAACCACAUCAACCCUCCGGACACGUUCCGUCACACUUUUCUUCGAGUGCAAGAAUAUUUGUGCCGAGAACGGUUUCGCUGUGUGGCGUCGACAACCCCCGACUCGAGGGGUGGGUUUGCAUAGUGAGUGAUAAAAAGAGGAAGCAUGGAGAGGACGGAACACCCCCAGUAAAACGACGUAAUGUGCCCUGGCUGUGGAAGACUUUGGACGGCUCUGCAAGUAGUAUGGAGUACGGUGUAUGUGGUUUGUGGAGCUGCCCAACUAAUUUCUGGGAUAUUUUUCAUGAUAUCCAUCCCGGCUCUUCACUUAAGCUGUAACAUAUGGACAGGAUCGUGGAACGUGAUAAUCGGCAUCGUCGGAGGGAUGCUGGCGUGUCUGGGACGCCUGUCGCCGCGACGCCAGGAGUUCAUCCUCUACAUGGCCGUCUCGAUACUGACAGUCAACAGCGUCAACGUCGUCCUCAGCGAGUGGGGGCUCUACUUCUCCGAUAUGUCGGAGCUGUUGAAGAACCAUCCUAAUCACAUGCUCAUUGACUACGCAUGUUUCGCUACUCGAAUCGCCACAGCAGCCGUCAUCGUAGUCUCGUUCUUGGACAGCCAGUUUGCGUUUUGUUCCAUGCAGAUUGCGCCGCCAAAAAAGGAUAAGAAGAAGUUGCACGGAUCGCACGAACAAGUGUCAGACAUUGAGUACAUCAUUCCUAGGCCAAAAUCCGCCAAACCUCACACCACCGUCUACAACGCCUAUUCCCAGAGCUGGGUCUUCGACUCCGACAGUGCCAGCUGUUCCAACAACGCCGAAUCGCCUUACCUAAAAAUCCUCGAAAACGGCACCACCCCCAAAAGUCGCUCAAAAAAACUGCAAAAUGGCAUAGUUAACGACACGACCCACCUCAUCGACAAUCCCGUCGUUCACAUCGAGGAAGCUUCGGACGACAGCAACAGCAACAGCGACCGAAAACUGUGCCACAUGAGGAGUUUCUCCCGUUCGGCUUCCCCGGUUCACUUGUCAGCCAGUUCUUCACAUAUCAAUUUGCACCAGAGCGGCAAUCCGCCGAUCUACGACUGCCUGGAGACCAUCUACCGGGCCAGACUCAACACGGGCCCCAGAGACGAGCCUCACUAUCAAACUCCUCAGAACAUGGUGAUGCGACGGGUGGAGUCCGUCAGUCCGCACGCGGAGAAGGUCCAGUACGCGUCGCUGAUGAAGGAGCUGCAACGGGCCAUCGUCAACAAGAAAGAGGCCUCGGUGACGUCGCCCAGCGACAGCGCCACUGUCUCCGAGAAGACCCAGACCGACUCCAAGAGCAGCAGUCGCCACGAGUCGUCGUGCAAGAGCAGCGACGCGGAGUUCUCCAAGGAGCUGGAGGCCGCCCUCCAGCUGAUCCAAGACCUGGAGAGCCCGAACACCAUCGAGACGCCCUCGGAGCCGAAGAGCGACAACAGGGAGGCGCGCCCUCUGGCGGUCUGGAGGAACAGUGAGAGUGAGAGUGAAAAGACGUUGAGUGCCGUGGGGUCUUUGGCCGAGAUCGCCUCACCUCUCGCAGAGUGCCAACCGGAACUGUACACGUUCAAGCCUCCGGCGAACGGUAAGGGCUCCAGCGUCAUAAUCCACCACUAUCCCGACUCCCAGAGCACCUCGGGGUACAGCUCCCCCACCCAUCCCACCCCCAGCUGGUCCACGACGUCGUCCCUCAACGGCAGCAGUAACGACAUGGCCUAUUCGAUACAUAACGCUAAUUCCGGCACGAUAAUCUCCCUCUACUCCCAAGUUAACCCCCCAUCCAAAGGCAAAUCAGUAACACUAGUCAACAUAAGCGGCACCACCCAAAAUCGAGAUGAUAACGCGGUGGCAAACAGUAAGGACAAGGACAAAGCGAACGUCUGGAGCGUCAAGUCGUUGUUGAGGAAGAAAAAGCAAGCGUCGUUGCCUAAGCUAUGUCCGGAGUUAGAGGGCGCUAUCAUUAAGUCAGAGAGCCUAGCCUACUUGACUGAGCACGAGUUGCUGGCGAGGCACCAGCGAAAUAAAGAGAUACAUAGGGAAAUAGAAGAAAGAGUAAUCCAACAGCUGGGUGCUCCAAGGACUGAGUCGAACUGCUGAUCGUUCUCUAUUAUUGUAACUUUAGCACAAGUUUAAAUGAAACCCCCGACUCUAUCUCAGCUGCGGGUCAGCGACGUCCAUUUUUUCGACUUUCAAUUUCAACAAUAAUUUAUAUUUUCGAUAUUUGUAUGUAACGUAUGUGUACAUAUUGUUGUUAUAGUUAUAUAGUUUAUAUUAUAAUUCUAUUGUACAUAUUAUAAUAAAAAUCCCUUUUAUAAUGUACCUUUUUUCUUUUGAUAUAGUGUUAUUUAUAAGUGCAAAGAAUAAAUAAAACACUUAAAUUUCUAA
Messenger RNA from Zophobas morio, 2528 nucleotides. RefSeq lists its product as uncharacterized. The record is from RefSeq and is a predicted model, not a curated record. The coding region runs from base 324 to 2240 and encodes 638 amino acids. Lineage: Eukaryota; Metazoa; Arthropoda; Insecta; Coleoptera; Tenebrionidae. The transcript has 6 exons.